Messenger RNA from Spirometra erinaceieuropaei, 684 nucleotides. NCBI's taxonomy places the organism in Eukaryota, Metazoa, Platyhelminthes, Cestoda, Diphyllobothriidea, Diphyllobothriidae. The record is from the annotation of a GenBank genome assembly.
AUGGCGAGACCCCAAGAUACGGCUUUGGCCCGAUUCUAUGGCCUCUCUAAGGUGCACAAAGACGGCGCUCCUCUCCGACCCAUCGUGUCGCUCAAAGGGACUCCAACGUACGGACUGGCUAAAUGGCUGUUCCGGCGUCUCAAGUUCCUGACCGCUGAGUCAGACACCACGGUCUCUACGUCAGCACAAUUCCUGGAGAAACUCAAAGGGGUAAGCCUCCAUCCAAAUGAGGUCAUGGUAUCUUCUGAUGUCACGUCCAACUUCACUUCCAUUCCCCAUUAUAUGGCAAUCGACACAAUCGAGCGGCUUCUACAAAGCAAAUACGAUGAAACGGAGAAUCGUCUUAAACACGCCCAGAUCCUUCAGCUCCUGAAGUUCUGUCUCAGGACCCACUUCACGUUCGACGGGACAAUCUACGAACAGGUGAAGGACACACCAAUGGGUUUGCCGAUUUCGGGGUUCAACGCCGAGGCGGUCCUGCAGCGGUUAGAGUCGCUGGUCUUCCAACACCACAAGCCGAAGUUCGGGGACCGGUAUGUGGAUGAUACCUUUGUCGUCAUCGAACGGGAUCAACUGCUGACAUUCAAAGAACGUCUGAAUUCGGUGUUCCAGGACAUGCAAUUUACGAUGGAGGAGGAAGAGAACAGCCAGCUGAUCUUCCUGGAUUUCUUCGUAUGCCGCUAA